UUUUGGACCAACUCAAGCCCGCUUUUACUUUCUCUGGAUCAAAUGCCUCAAAUUGAGAAAACCCUAAUCAACACAAUUCCUCAAUUCACCCCACUUUUUUCUCUCUAAAUUCAUCUUCAAAUCUUAUUCGUAUAUGGCAGUGGUGCUUGAUUCGGUAACACCGGCUCCAACAACGGCUUCCUCUCUCGCUCCUGGGUUUAGGUUUCAUCCAACGGAUGAAGAACUUGUACGGUAUUAUCUGAGGCGUAAGAUUUGCGGCAAACCCUUCCGAUUUGACGCUAUUUCUGAUGUUGAUGUCUACAAAGUCGAACCUUGGGAUCUUCCAGGUCUGUCGAGGCUUAAGAGCAGAGAUCUGGAAUGGUACUUUUUCAGUGUCCUGGAUAAGAAGUAUGGGAAUGGGUCACGUACAAAUCGAGCAACUGAUAAAGGUGGUCGGGCUCCAAAGGGAGAGAGAACAAACUGGGUUAUGCAUGAAUACAGACUCAUUGAUCAGGAGUUGGAAAAAGCUGGAAUUGUCCAGGAUUCAUUUGUCCUUUGUAGAAUCUUCCGGAAGAGUGGUUCUGGACCGAAAAAUGGUGAACAAUAUGGGGCACCAUUUGUUGAGGAGGAAUGGGAGGAUGAUGAACUGGUAAUGGUCCCCAAGCAGGAGUUUGCUGAAGAUUUUCCUGUUGAUGAUGAUGAUGCCUACUUGGAUGCAAAUGACCUAGAACAGAUUCUUGGCUCAGACACACCAGACAAAGUUGCUCCCCUUCCAUUGGACUUGCAUGAUGGUGAUAAUCUCAGCAGUGCUGACGUGUCGACAGAAAUGAUUGAAGACCCUCAAAAGUUGUUGAUGGAUGAGGGUGAGGAUCAACAUCAAGCUGACAAAGAAGAUGUGCCUAAGUUGUUUGAUUUGCCUGUUCAGAAUGGAAUGGAUCCAAAAUCUGUGAAGCAUGAAUACAUUGGUGAAACAAACAAUGCCUCAGAUUUUGAUGUGGAUUACUUGCUUGAUGAGCCCUUUUUUGAUGCUUCUACUGGUGACUUUCAGUUUGAUGCAAGUUCAUUCCUCGAAGCAGAUGAUCUUAAAAACGAAGUCAAAACAGAACCCGGCCUUGAAAUGUUUGAUGAAUAUACUUCAUUUAUUAAUCCAACGAAUAACUUGGAAUACACUUUUGAUUCAAUAGACAACGAGGAUAUUCUCCCUGAAUCAUCCCUCAUUCUUGAGAAUGCAAACGAAGAUACCCACGAAGCAAUUGAAGCUACCCAGCAAUUCUUUGAAGGGCAGAACUGUAAUAUUGCUCCAACAAAGGUAGAGCAACCAGAUUUGGCAACAGGCAACAAUGGUGCCUCCUCUUCAGGCCAAGAACAUCAAGAUUCAGCACCUCACGAGGCAAAUGAAGCAAGCCAACAACCGUUUGAAGAGUUUGCAUACCCGUUUCUCCAGAGGGCGAGUUACAUGCUGGGGAACAUAUCUGCUCCACCAGCAUUUGCAUCGGAGUAUCCUUCAAAGUAUUUGGCAGCUGCUGCUUCACAAGCUUCAACAUCAGUUCGGGUGACCACAGGAAUGAUCCGUAUAAGAGAUGUUUCUUUCACAGGGACCAAACUGGACUGGUCAUUGGGGAAGAAUGGUCAUCUGGACAUUGUUCUGUCAUUGAGGUUGGAUCAGGAUCGAAGUGUUGUUGGAAAGGGGCAUUCUAGGAGUUGGUUUUUUUGCCUGUUUCUGUGCAUCAUGGUUGUUUCGUUGAGCUCCCAGAUCAGCAGUCUCAUCUGUCCAAGGUCAUACAUGAGCUGAAAAAAGAAAAUGGUCAAUGGUCAUCAGGAGAGGAGGAUAUAUGCUUCUGCUUCAUGGUUUAUUUGCUUAGUUUAGCAGCAUCUAUUUAACAAAUAAUCAUUAUCAGUCAUUUUGCUGACUGAUCUCUGAUUCUGGAAUUGGGAAAUGUUUAUUUUUGUUAAAAGUUGUUGGUAACAACAUUUGGGGAAGUUUUAAGUUUGACUGGAAGGAAAUAGUACAUCGCU
This is a messenger RNA of Lactuca virosa, 1995 nucleotides long. The record is from the annotation of a GenBank genome assembly. NCBI's taxonomy places the organism in Eukaryota, Viridiplantae, Streptophyta, Magnoliopsida, Asterales, Asteraceae.